Molecule: messenger RNA, 471 nt
Organism: Theobroma cacao (cacao)
Lineage: Eukaryota; Viridiplantae; Streptophyta; Magnoliopsida; Malvales; Malvaceae
Source: RefSeq, a predicted model, not a curated record
AUGAAGCUAUUCAAUAGCAUGGUUUUUGUCCUCUUCAACAUUUUAUUGCUUUCAAAAAUUAUUGGCUCAAUGUCUGUCAAUCCUAAUAGUUUGAACGAGAAAAAAGAUUGUUGUGAGCAGGGAGAGGGUAAUGGUGGAGAUAUGGGUGGAGGUGGUGGGUCAAAUUUUGGUACUGGCUCAAGAGGAGGUGCUGCGGGAUCUGGAGGAAAGGAUAAUGAUUAUCAAGGCGAACCUGGUGAUGGAGGUGAUGACAAUUGUGAUGAUGGUGGGGAUAGUGGAGCAAGGAAUGGUUUUAGGCGUGGUUCAAAAGGGGUAGGAAGCAGAGGUGGAGGAGGAGGCGGCGGUGGUGGUGGCGGCAGCGGAGGUGGAUAUGGUGGAGGUUUUGGCUAUGGAGGUGGGAGGGACAAUGGAGGAGGAGGUGGCGGCGGUGGUGGAGGAGGAUUCGGUUGGGGAGGUGAUCAUGGGCGUUAA